This is a messenger RNA of Paramecium sonneborni, 1155 nucleotides long. The record is from the annotation of a GenBank genome assembly. NCBI's taxonomy places the organism in Eukaryota, Ciliophora, Oligohymenophorea, Peniculida, Parameciidae.
AGUUAAAUGAGUUAGAUUAGGAUUUUUGAAGACUUAUUUAAAUAACAAUGUUGAGUGUCAUUAAAUUUUGAAUUAAAAUGAGAUUUAAGUUGAUUAAUUUUUGUAAAAUAAAUAUUCAAGAUGGAUAAUCAAAAGCAUAAGGUUAUAUUAAAUAUGUAUGAUUUGUCAUAAGGAAUGGCCAAACAAUUCUCUCCUAUGUUUUUAGGAAAAUAGAUAGAAGCAAUUUGGCAUACUGGAAUUGUAGUUUAUGGAAAAGAAUAUUAUUUUGGAGGAGGCAUAUGUGCAUAACCUCCAAAAUCAACUAUAUAUGGAUAUCCAAUAGAAGAAAGAGAAUUAGGAGAAACAGAUAAACCACAACAUGAAUUUGAAUCUUUCUUAAGAGAUAUAAGUUUUAAUUAUACAAUGGAAAAAUAUGAUUUGUUUACCAAUAACUGCAAUAAUUUUACAAAUGAAUGUGCACUUUAUUUAGUUGGAAAAGGUAUUCCUGAAAAUAUUAUAGGUAAUCUCUAUGUUCUCUAUCCAAAUUAGGAUUGCCAAAAGAGUUUUUAAAUACUCAAUUAGGAUAAAUGCUUAAACCAAUAAUAGUGUAAAUUACUAAUAGGUAGAGUGAAGCUUAAACUGAGAAUUUUAAUGAACCCUAACCUUAACAAUAACCAUCAUAAAGUUUUCAAAAUAUGAAUUCUUAAUAAGUUAACUAAAUGCAACCCUAACCAUAAUAACCAGUUCUUUUAAACUUAAAGGUUUAGCCAAGCCAUCAAUCACAAUAACAUUAAUAAAUAGCAAUUUCGAAUCAACAAUAAUAAAUAACAAAUACAAAUGUAGCAUCGAUCGAAGAUUGGGAUAUGUUUUUUUGUUUAAUAGAAAGCAGUCCAUAAUGUAUUAUUAACUUUUAUACUGAUUCUGAGGAUUGUAAAACUAUUAAACAAUAAUUUCAUAAAUUAUCUCUAAACCUCUGUAACAUCAAUUUUUAUGAUGUGAAUUGUUAAAAGGUAAGCAAUCAAUCUAUAAUUUAUUAAGGCCAGAAUUAUAGCAGAUUCUCUAUAAAUUAAUGAAUUUCCGACAUUUAUCUUCUAUGAAUAUGGACAAGUGAAGGAGAGAUGGACAAGUAAUAACUAAAACACAUUAAUAGAUAAUAUAUAAUAAUAAUUAAAAUGA